GUACUCGUACUCGUACUCGUUCACUGAACGACACCGAGAACAACGACUCUGACUUACCCCGGUCUCGCUUGGACAUUCAAUCCUUGCCUUGGGUGAGACACGCAGGAUCAUCCAUCCUUCCAUCGUUGCUUACAGUUGAUUACUCGAUUGGUACGCCUUAUUGCGGAGCAUCGUUGUUGUCUGUGGCGCUGUAAAGUUCGUGGAUCCGCGGCGGGGAGAACCGAUCGUUGCGUCUCACCGGAUCUAACGUACACGAGGAUCCGGGAAGUGUCGUUCCAUCCCGAACGUUCCCAAGAUGUCCCGCCCCGCCGUUUCCGUUCGCCGCGAUCCCUUGUCCCGUCUGCAACAACAAGAGGUCGACGCCCGGCAAUUGGAACAGGAGUUGCAGGCUUGGACGACCGCGCCGUCGCGCUCCCGGACGUCCGCGGACGAAACCCGCGCUCACCGGGUCCGUGUUAACCUCUGCGAAACGCUCGCCGACAUGAUCUUGACCCAUCCCGCCUUUGCCGCACAACACGGCAUUGUGGGGCGACUCUGGAUCUCGUGUUUUCAAAGCAAACUGACCGCGCUACGACAGUUGUUGCACCAAUUGCGGCGGCACGGCAAGACGGAACGCGCCGAUCAAGUCGAAGCCUCGCUCGAACAUUCCUUGGUGGAAGCCAUUACUUUUUACAAUUAUAUUAUACGGCAUUUGCAGGAUCAGUUGUUGGCGAGUCCUGCAGUGGGCAGCAGUGCUGGGAGUACCGCCGUGACCGGCAUUAUCAGCAACAAGAGCAUUAACAACACCAGCAGUAAAAAUCACCUGCCCACGCAAGAUUCCACUCCCAACGCGCUCGAGGCUUCCACGUUGCUCACCGUCGACUCGUCUGCCCUGGUGGGAAUUGUCAGCAACAUUGCUCAACUCGAACUACACGUCGGAGAUUUGUUUCGCUACGCCAAGCAGCUCGCCAAGGCGUCACAGAGUUACGAAACUUCCUUUCGUCUCGCUCCCGGACACGGACACGCCUACAAUCAACUCGCUGUUGUGGGUCAACUUCAACAACAACAGCCAUCAGUGUCCUCGUCCAGUGUUACCAACACCAACACUGCGUCCUCCCCGGAACGUUAUCAGACCGCCUUGGCCAUGUACGGAUACGUCCGCGCCCUCCUCGCUACCCACACCCGCUUUGACGCGGCCGACAAGAAUCUGCGAAAUCUACUCGCCACCAACCGUGGCUAUCUUCAUGACUGGCAGCAAGAACAAUCGGGCUUACAGGCGCCCAAUCGAGUCCCCGUGUCCAGUCGUGGAUUUUUACUCGCGUUUGUCGAAUUUCACGCCCAACUCUUGCGUCGGUCCGACCAAAGCGACGGUGACGACGGGCAACCCCAACCACCUUCCGUCGAUACGGUCUGGACCGAUUUUGGGAAUUUGCUACAGCAGAAUCAGAUAGGGGACGUCUUGUUGUGCAAACUCAUUGCUAUUCAGGCUUAUACGGAACAUACCACAGCGACAGAGCAAUCCCCGGCGUGGCAAAAGGCCCGCAAGGCUACGCUGACCAUGGGAACGGCUUUGGUGGAUCGAGUCAUGGCGGGUUGGCAAAAACCGAAAUCGUCCAGCCGUAUUCUGGUGGCCGUCUUGCUCGUGGCAGAAUAUCUGGUAACGACCUCUACCGUGUCACACUCUGCCGGAAGUUCCUUGGAAGAUGAUGAGUGGUCUCACUUUUGGAAGGGUUUUCUAGCGAUCGCCAAUCAUCUCAAGUCCCACAUGGGGAUUCUUCCCGAAUCCAAGUCGUUGUCGUUAUCGUCGUGUCUGGACGGUACGGAGGAAGAUUGGCACGCCAUCAAGGAGUAUCAGCUAUUGCGAGGUUUCAAACCGUUUGCAGCGUUCCUACCACCGUGCGGCGAAGGCGGGUAUCUUUCACUCGAAGAAGGUGCCGCAUGGUUGCGGACGGAGCGGGAGAAGAAGAUACCGUCGUCGCGCAAACCCAUCGAACGUAAGAAUUCCCAGGAUACCACGGCAUCGUCCACGACCUCCGUCCGUGCAGCCGAUCAAGGACGGCUCAAAGCCUUGCGCUUUCUCCAGCUUGCGCAACAGCUGGCCGAUACAAACCGUGCCAAUGAGAAUGACUGGUCCCAACGCAUCGUCUGCAACGAAAAUGGCGUGUUCGAAUGGAUCGAACCCGACAGUGAUAUGCAAGACAACAAUGAAGACGACGCGUUGUUGGAUGAGGGUACAAGCAGCGAAAACGCUGUUGGACGAGUGUUGGAUGUUACCCGCAAAAAUCGAAACCCAGUUGAAGAGGAUGCGAAAAUGGUGGAAUCUCCGCGCGACAACAUCACCCUCGUCUACCAGCCCGCACCCGACGGUGGUCCGCCGCUGCUAACUCCUGCCUCUCUGGACGUCGCCUCUACAAUGGCGGGUAUGCCCAUUGUUGAACCGCCUGUGCAUGUUGCGGCCACGGUGACUUCCCCCAUCCACGCGCCUCCUCCGGGACUCGCACCGCCACCCGGUUUGGCUGGACCGGCCUUCCGUCCCCCGCCCGGCAUGGUGCCGCCACCCGGACUCGGUGGUGGACCAGGUCCAUCCGUGAUGGAAGGAUGGUGGGGCUUGAAUGGUCCUCCUUUGUCGGGAACGAACCAUUCCAGUGUGGCACCGUCGCGCGGCAACGUGGCCUCGACCUUUUCUCCCUACUUGUUUGCUAACGCAUUGGAGACGACCAAUCCAUUCGCCGUGGACGAAAAUCAGUUCGCCGGUUGGGCAAUGCGCGACGUGGACUACGACGGUUCCGGCUUGAUGGAUGAAUCUUCCUUGUUGGGCCCGAGUCUGCUCAACAGUAUCUACAUGGAUUCUGCGGGAGACGAUGUUACUGUCGGAGGUGUCGCACACAAGAGAAUGAACGCUUACACGAAGAAUCCGUUUGCAACCUAA
Phaeodactylum tricornutum CCAP 1055/1 is the source of this 2908-nucleotide messenger RNA. RefSeq lists its product with no specific name. Gene Ontology annotation, cellular component: telomerase holoenzyme complex. NCBI's taxonomy places the organism in Eukaryota, Bacillariophyta, Bacillariophyceae, Surirellales, Neidiaceae. Gene Ontology annotation, biological process: nuclear-transcribed mRNA catabolic process, nonsense-mediated decay. The coding region runs from base 296 to 2908 and encodes 870 amino acids. The record is from RefSeq and is a predicted model, not a curated record. Gene Ontology annotation, molecular function: protein binding; telomeric repeat DNA binding; telomerase RNA binding. The transcript has a single exon.